AUGAUUUCUUGCGCGAGUGCUAGGUCCUUCGUCAACAUUACGUUCUACCUACCCCCCUUAGUCCGCAUUGCAUCCAUCCAAAAGAAUACCAGGUCGGAGAAGAACAGCCCUGCACCGGAAGUCAAGCAGGACACGAAGCCGGAGAAGCCGGAGGAGAUCCAGGCCGCGGUGGCGAAACUGGUUUCUGAGGGCAAGAAGGCCAUCGCGCUCAGGCAGUGGGAGGAGGGUGUUGGCAAGUAUGCCGACGCGCUCGAUCUUCAACGCGAGCUUGUCGGUGACUUCGACCCCACUAUGGCGCCCCUCCUCCUUUCGUACGGCAAGGCGCUGUACGAGCUCGCUCUCUCGCAGCAGGGCGUCAUGGGCCGCGAGGAGGUCGCUAAGAGCACCAACCCGGCUGCUGCUGAGCCGUCCGCACCGGCGGCGAAGGGCAACUUUGUCUUCGAGGGCGAUGGCGACGACGGAGACGAGGAGGAAGAGGGUGAGGGAGAGGAGCAGGAGGGAGAAGGGGAGGAGAAGGGACAGCAGGAGGAGGGCGAGGAGGAGCCGGAGGAUGACUUCAACGCUGCCUGGGAGGUCCUCGACGUCGCCCGCACGAUCUACGCCCGUGAGGUCGAAAAGCUUGCCAAGGAUGAGGGCAAGGAGACGAAGCUCCUGCUCAGCGAGUGUUACCUUGCGCUUGGAGAUGUGUCUUGCGAGACUGAGAACUUCGACCAGGCUGUGAAGGAUUACGAAGCUGCCGUCAAGCUGAAGGCGUCUCUGCUCCCGAAGUCCUCCCGCGCCCUCGCCUCCGCCGAGUACCAGCUCGGCACCGCGCUCGAGUUCACGCCAUCUGGCCGCCCCGCGGCUCUCGUCCACGUGCAGGCCGCUCUAGACGGUUUCAAGGCGCGCCUCGCCGAGCUGACCUCGACCUCGGAGCCCUCUCCCGACGUCGCCAAGUUGAGCGAGAAAGAGCGCGACAACGAGCGCAAGGACGUCGAGGCGCUCAUCGGUGACCUCGAGGUGAAGAUCGAGGAGCUCAAGGCGGCCCCGGAGGGCGGCGACAUUGUGUCCGAGAGCAUUAACCAUCUCCUCGGCGGCCAGGGCGGCGAGGUCAAGGCUGACGCUGGGCCCGUGAACGACCUGACGAGCAUGGUCAAGAAGAAGAAGAAGCCGUCUGCUGCCCCCGCGCCGGCAGCUGAGAAGAGGAAGGCCGAGGAGCAGCCCGAGGGCACGCCGGAGAAGAAGGCUAAGAACUAG
This is a messenger RNA of Trichosporon asahii var. asahii CBS 2479, 1236 nucleotides long. RefSeq lists its product as uncharacterized. Bases 1 to 1236 code for a protein of 411 amino acids. Gene Ontology annotation, molecular function: histone binding. The transcript is spliced from 4 exons. Lineage: Eukaryota; Fungi; Basidiomycota; Tremellomycetes; Trichosporonales; Trichosporonaceae. The record is from RefSeq and is a predicted model, not a curated record. Gene Ontology annotation, biological process: CENP-A containing chromatin assembly; DNA replication-dependent chromatin assembly. Gene Ontology annotation, cellular component: nucleoplasm.